AUGGGCAGUUACCUGGGCAAGCCGGGACCCCCGCCAUCGUCCCCCGCAGAGGAGCGCACAGACUUGUCGGAGAGGCCGUUGAACCGCCGGCCAACUCAGCCCCUUCACCAAGUCCACCGGGUUCAGCACAUCCAUCGUGCCCACCCUGCCCCGCGUCACCGACCUGCGAGGAGGCCACCGAACUGGGAUCCUACCAAUCCCACCACGUGGGUAGUUAAUGAGGCUUGGAGGCGCUUUCCCAUGAAGAGGUCCCAGAAUUCCAUCAUGGGGCCUCUUCCCUCAGACUGGUGGGAAAGUUACUUCAAGCGCAGUGUUUGGUCUCUUCGGCACCCCCGGGCCAUAUGGAGCCCGGUGACUAUCAAGAUCGCUCCUCCUGAGCGGACAGCGCCCUGCUCCUCUUCCCCAGUAGAGGUAAUUGACUGUGCAGGGCCCUCACUCUCUAAGAAGCCCUCAGAUCCAUGUGCAAAAGAGACAGUGCUGAGGGCCCUCCGAGAGUGCAAGAAAGGGAAAGUAAGGUUGGAAGAACCACUGUUCCCUGAGAGCUUGGACCUUAAGAGAAGGACUCCGGAGACAAGGCCGUCUGCAUUUAAGCCUCUGAUAAAAAAUGGAGUCCUCACUUCUUUUGUGCCCAGGCCUGGGCCUCUAAAGAGAAGCCUCUGCCUGUGGAGCUCAGAUCACAGCCUGAAUAAGAGACCCAGUUGCUACUCCAUGAGCUCCUUGGCCAGCAUACACACAGGUGGUCCUCUUAGCUCCAAAAGAAAUGCUAUUACAAGCUCUUACAGCUCUUCUAGAGGUUUCUCUGAGCCUUGGAAGAGAAGUGUUCCCGAUGCAUCACUCCAGAUACCAGAGUGGCCAUUAAAAAAGAAAGAAAAAGGUCAUCUGUCUCACUCUCCAGUCCCAGUGGUAUCAGAAGAGUCCCUGGAAACAUCUGGCUGUUCUGGGCAGCAAAAUCAGAUUCCACUGCUUCUAUCUAGCCCUGGGGACCCGCUGUCCCUGACUCCACCUCCCCAGCCUGAUUAUGCAGCCCCUGAAGAAGAUCUGGCCUUAGGAAAGAAAGCUGGACUCCAAUGGAGCAACAAAGCCAGAGGAGUUAUGACUGAGGUCACCACAGACUCUGUCCCUGAGACUCCAUCUGCUAUUCAGCCUUCUUGGCCUCUCACCCUGCCUUCUUCAGGCACAGUUCCAAGCCAGGGCACUAAUCCUCAGUUGGAAAGCUUAAAUAAAACACAGAAGUUGCCAGGUCCACUGGCCUUCCCACAAUCCACUGGGGAGGCAACCAGUGUGGCCCACUCACCCGUGAAGACAGCAAGCCUGCUGGCCCCACUGCAGUGCUCACAGUUAGAGCCCCUUUCAUGCACCUCUUCAGACUCAAAUCCCACAGCUACUGUCAUCCUUGUGACCCCUGUUUCUCCCACAUCACCAGUCACUGACACCACACGGCCACCUUCAACCUCUCAGGCUGCUGUGCCCCGAGACUCACCUGUCGUAAUGCCUGCAGCACCCACUAUGCAAAGUACUUUGCUCGGACGGAUGAGUAGCCCAGCUCCCCGUCUUCCUGCAUCUGCACCUCCCAGUGCAACCUCUGCUGACCCCAUGUCAAAAUCCAUCUUUGGGCUUCCAACCAAUAGUGAGAUUGGAGACUCCUUAUAUUCCAGGAUUUCAGUCACAGCUGCAGCAUCUUCAAUUUCAGGUAUCUUAACUCCUGCCUUCAAGCCUAUCUUUGACAGUAUGAGACCAUUUAAAACUAUGCCCAUGAUAGCUCCUGUCUCUUUCAAGCAGACCUCUCCUCUACCUACUCCUGCUUCUACCCAUCUCUUCCAUGGCCUGGUCAAGGCUACCUCUGUAGUCAUGUCCACCAUCCCAGUCUGCACAUCCAAAGAUUCUUCUUUUAAACCGCCUUUGGAUUUUGGUGUAGUGAAUGUUACCAGUACCAUGGGCAACACUUACUCCAUCCCUUCCACUCAUCACACUUUCCUUCUUGGAGCUACCUGUGCCUUGAGAGCUAACUUCUCCCCAGCCACAGGCUUCAUUUUGCCACCACAACAGUGUCCUACCAUUCCUACUGUACACACAGUCACCAUCUUUAGCCAGGUUCUUUCCAGUGCUGUCCAGAUACUCCCUACCAGAAGCACUGCCAAUUUUAGGGUUAUUGGCAACCCUCUGUCACCUUCAGCCCUAGUAACCAGCAACCCUCCUGCAUUGUCAUCCAGGAUCUCCAAUUCAACCUCAGCAUUCACAGUUCCCUUAGGGUCAAGCUCAAGGUCACCUUUCCCACCAUCCCUGGGAGCCACUCCCCAGGUGACAUUUGCAGCUGCAUAUGGGCAGAAGCAAGGGACCCCCCAACCAGCCCUUGGCCCAAGCUUCAGUAGCUCUUUCAUUUUUGGAAACUCAACAGUGGCAUCCUCAAUCCCAACACCAUCUCUAGCCCAACCAUCCUUCAGUAGUACCACACAGUCAGCCUUUGUUGGUUUGGCACCAUCAGCCUCCACCUUUCAUGUCUCUGCCAGCUUCCAGACAGAAUUUAGCAGCACUCCAGCAAGUUUUCCCUUUGGUCAAGCUAAUACAAAGGGUUUUGGAGUUGUCACCCCAACCUGUAGGAGUGGGGCUUGUGGCCCAGUGUUUGGUAGCACAGCCCCACGACCUUUUGCCUUUGGGGGAUUAGUGACCCCUAUGGACUGUGGGGAGUCUGAGGUCAGCAUGACUGCCCCAGACAUGAGCUCCAACUCUGGAGCAUUCAGCAUUGGAGCAAUGCCUAGUGGGACCACUAGCACCAUCACACCCUCUGGAAAAGCCUGGGGCCAAAACAACCAGGGCUUGACCAGCCAAGGCACAUUUUACCUUGGGAGGGCCAGCAUUUCUGCAGGAAAAAGCAUGUUUGGGGGCCCCUCCAUGGCCCCCUUUGCUCAGAGCACUCCUGAUCCUGGACCAGUUAAGGCAGGCAGCAGCCUUGGCUUUGGGAUUCACUUUCCACCUGCCCAGGGCUCUGUUGGGGAAGGAUCUUUCAAAUUAUCAGCCCCUUCAUUUUCCAUUGGUACAAAAUCAAAAACCCCAAAGAAUAGGGAGCAAAGGCAUUCCCGAAGGCAUCAUGCCCGCAAGAAAUAA
Messenger RNA from Vicugna pacos (alpaca), 3102 nucleotides. RefSeq names its product POM121 transmembrane nucleoporin like 2 (gene POM121L2). Gene Ontology annotation, cellular component: nuclear pore. Lineage: Eukaryota; Metazoa; Chordata; Mammalia; Artiodactyla; Camelidae. Gene Ontology annotation, biological process: protein import into nucleus; RNA export from nucleus. Gene Ontology annotation, molecular function: structural constituent of nuclear pore. The record is from RefSeq and is a predicted model, not a curated record.